This is a messenger RNA of Orcinus orca (killer whale), 1791 nucleotides long. RefSeq names its product zinc finger DHHC-type palmitoyltransferase 16 (gene ZDHHC16). Gene Ontology annotation, cellular component: Golgi apparatus. The coding region runs from base 195 to 1328 and encodes 377 amino acids. The transcript is spliced from 11 exons. Lineage: Eukaryota; Metazoa; Chordata; Mammalia; Artiodactyla; Delphinidae. Gene Ontology annotation, molecular function: palmitoyltransferase activity. Gene Ontology annotation, biological process: protein palmitoylation. The record is from RefSeq and is a predicted model, not a curated record.
GCUUGCGCUUGCGGAUAAGGAUGGGCGGGCGGCGGGUACGGGGCUGGAGGGUGAAGCUGUGGGCUGUGGGCCAUGGUUGGUUGGAUUGAGCCAGGCCGGGCCGGGGCGCCGAGCUGGAGGGGGUGGCAGUGAGCGGCGGCGGAGGCUGCAGGGUUCGAUUUGGCUGACUGGGGAGUCGGCCGGUGGCAGGAGCCAUGCGGGGCCAGCGGAGCCUGCUGCUGGGCCCUGCCCGCCUCUGCCUGCGCCUGCUUCUGCUCCUGGGCUACAGGCGCCGCUGCCCACCUCUGCUCCGCGGCCUGGUUCAGCGCUGGCGCUAUGGCAAGGUCUGCCUGCGCUCCCUGCUCCACAACUCCUUUGCAGGCAGUGACACCGCUGUGGAUGCUGCCUUUGAGCCUAUCUACUGGCUGGUGGACAACGUGAUCCGCUGGUGUGGGGUGGUGUUCGUGGUGCUGGUGAUCGUGCUGACCAGCUCUAUCGUGGCCAUUGCCUACCUGUGUAUCCUGCCCCUCAUCCUUCAAACCUACUCAGUGCCACGACUCUGCUGGCAUUUCUUCUAUAGUCACUGGAAUCUGAUUCUCAUCGUCUUCCAUUACUACCAGGCUAUCACCACUCCACCUGGAUACCCACCCCCGGGCAGGAAUGAUAUCACAACAGUCUCCAUCUGUAAGAAGUGCAUUAACCCCAAGCCAGCCCGAACACACCACUGCAGCAUCUGCAAUAGGUGUGUGCUGAAGAUGGAUCAUCACUGCCCCUGGCUAAACAACUGUGUAGGCCACUAUAACCAUCGGUACUUCUUCUCUUUCUGCUUUUUCAUGACUCUGGGCUGUGUCUACUGCAGCUACGGAAGUUGGGACCUUUUCCGGGAGGCUUAUGCUGCCAUCGAGAAAAUGAAACAGCUCGACAAGAACAAACUACAGGCGGUUGCCAACCAGACUUAUCACCAGACCCCACCACCCACCUUCUCCUUCCGAGAAAGAGUGACUCACAAGAGUCUUGUCUACCUCUGGUUCCUGUGCAGUUCCGUGGCACUUGCCCUGGGUGCCCUAACUGUAUGGCACGCUGUUCUCAUCAGUCGAGGUGAGACUAGUAUCGAAAGGCACAUCAACAAGAAGGAGCGACGCCGACUGCAGGCCAAGGGCAGAGUUUUUAGGAAUCAUUACAACUAUGGCUGCUUGGACAACUGGAAGGUAUUCCUGGGUGUGGACACAGGAAGGCAUUGGCUGACUCGGGUGUUGUUACCUUCCAGUCACCUGCCCCAUGGGAACGGAAUGAGCUGGGAUCCCCCUCCCUGGGUGACCGCUCACUCAGCCUCUGUGAUGGCAGUGUGAGCUGGAGUGUGUCAGCCACAACUUGAGCACCACCCUGCUUCCGACAUUGCCUCAAGGGCCUCCAAGGAUAGCUUCUUGGAAUCCUUGAGCAAAAAGAGCCAGUGGGCCUGCCUUACGGUACCAUGCAGGGACAGCUCAAGGACCAGUCUCCCGGCCAUGGCGGAAGCAAGGCAUGAUGUGGAAAAAUCCUAGGACUGAUGUCCCUUUACUCAGGCAAACAGAAGUUCCAGCCCCAGACUGGAGAUCAGGCAGCUAGCAACCUUGCCAGGUACUGACCCCGACCUCCUCCAGCUUACAGCACUGGGGUUGGCUACCACCUCUUCCACUUGCCGUCUGAGAAAACACCUGAAUGGUAGAGCUGAGAUCCUGGCUUCUCAACAGGGCAAAGAUACCAGGCCUACUGCUGAGGUCACUGCCACUUCUCAUGUGCUGAAGGGAGCAAAAAUAAAGGUAUUUGAUUUUU